GGAGGAGAUGUUAUCUCGAAGGACGAAGAACAACCGUCUACACCGACCACUGCAGCCUGAAAUACUUGAAGACACAACCCAACCUUUCCAGGAGGCAGGUCCGGUGGAUCGACUUCCUCGAGACACACUUCCACUACGACAUCGUGUACAAGCCCGGUCACAAGAACAAAGCAGACGCUCUCAGCCGGCCUGCACACGUUGCCGCUAUUUAGAAAAGCGACAUCUGCUACAGUGGGACAGUGACAUCGCGUACCGGAAAGGAUCAACGAAAAUCUGGGUACCCAAUUACCCUCCUUGGCGCCAGUUACUACUCAAAGAAUACCACGACGUCCUCUACGCUGGACACUUCGGUAGCAACAAAACACUCACCGGUAUCGCCAAACACUACUACUGGCCCCACUUAGCAGAAGAUGUCCGGAAAUUCGUCACCUCGUGUGAUACAUGUCAGCGGAUGAAGAGUACCAAGCAGAAAAAGGCGGGACUACUGCAGCCUCUUCCUGUCCCAGAACAACCAUGGCAAGUGGUUAGCCUGGACUUCAUCACCGGGUUACCACCUACCUCCAGCGGUCAUGACGCCAUCCUUGUCGUCAUCGACAAAUUCUCCAAAAUGGGACACUUCAUCCCGACACACACGACAGCACGCGCCGAAGAAACAGCGCAACUCUUCGUUCGAUACAUCAUCUCACAGCAUGGCAUUCCAACCACACUCAUCUCCGACCGAGACCCUAAGUUCACCAGCAAGUUCUGGAAGGAACUUAUGUCUCUCCUCGGGACCAAACUCGCCAUGUCAUCUGCUUACCAUCCGCAGACAGACGGACAGACCGAGCGCCUCAACCAAAUUGUUGAGCAACUCCUCCGAGCAGCCUGCAAGGACGACAUCUCCAAAUGGGACUUGCACCUGCCCAUACUAGAGUUUGCUUACAACAAUGCUACACAUGCCGCGACUGGACAGACGCCGUUCUUCCUCUGCUACGGACGCCAUCCACUCACACCACAAAAACCGACAGCAUUAGCUACAGUCCAACCCGCACAUGAUUUCAUCACAACCAUGCAUCAGCUUUGGGAUCGGACCCACAAGCGCCUACUCGACAUUCAACAGCAACAGAAGCGCCAGGCCGAUCGCCGUCGCAACGACCACACCAUCACGGUGGGAGACCAAGUGCUUCUUGACACCCGCAACCUGGACAGCAGCCACCUCCCAUCUAAACUUCGACCUCGCUUCUGCGGGCCUUUUCUCGUUGAAGCACAGGUCACUCCUGUUACCUUCCGCUUACACCUGCCAGCUACCUGGAAGAUUCACAACGCCUUCCACGUCCAACUUCUGAAGCCCUAUCGGGACCCGAACACGAUUUUCGUCGGACGCCAACCGCCGCCGCCACCGCCCGUCCUCGUCCAGAAUGAACCCGAGUACGAGGUCGAGUCCGUGCUCGCACACCGCCGUCGUCGGAAUGGCACCGUGGAGCUUCUCAUCCGUUGGAAGGGUUAUGAUCCUUCUGAGGACAGCUGGGUACCUGAGUCCGACAUGGGUAACGCCCGUCGUCCUCUGCAUGACUACCUUGUCAAGCAGGGUGUUACUUCUACCACCCAGCUUUGAGGGGGGGAAGUGUGAGAGAACGACC
Messenger RNA from Closterium sp. NIES-67, 1619 nucleotides. The record is from the annotation of a GenBank genome assembly. Lineage: Eukaryota; Viridiplantae; Streptophyta; Zygnematophyceae; Desmidiales; Closteriaceae.